Molecule: messenger RNA, 1259 nt
Organism: Epinephelus moara (kelp grouper)
Lineage: Eukaryota; Metazoa; Chordata; Actinopteri; Perciformes; Serranidae
Product: 5'-nucleotidase-like
Exons: 3
Coding region: 888-1148 (86 amino acids)
Biological process (GO): AMP catabolic process
Cellular component (GO): plasma membrane
Molecular function (GO): 5'-nucleotidase activity
Source: RefSeq, a predicted model, not a curated record
AACUUAAACUCUUUCUCUCCUAGUGGAGCACAGGUCAUCCACAAAUCUUUUCCAGUGCUCGCUGAUUUGGGCCACUUUCUGCAGCUCCAUCUUUACUUCAUUUCCUUGGCCUCUAUGUCUUGUUGACCUCCUCCAGCUAUUUCCGGGUCUUCCUUGUUUUCCCUUUUGGGUUUCAUUAUAGAGCUUGUCUGGUUAAACUGAUUUUGGGCUGUGUCUGAUCCAACCCCACUUCCUUUUCCUCAUGUGGGUGUCUGUUCUCUCUUGGUUUGUUUCCUUCCAUACAUCUUUAUUUCUGAUGGUGUUUGGCCAAUGUAUCCUGCAGAUUUUUCUUGGGCACUUGAUGAUAAAGGUCUGGACUUUGUUGGUGGAGGAUUUUGUUAUUCUCCAUGUUUCUGAACCAUGGAGCAGCACUGAUUGAACAUUGGUGAGUUUGGUGAGAUGGGCCUCAGUGUAACAAAAGUUGCUGUAAACUUUCCAAAUUUGGCUUGAAUGUAUGCAUCCGUCCCUCCACCCUUGCCCAUAACACCUCUGAGUUAGGUGAAGUUGGUAACGUCUUCUAGCUCUGCCCAAGUCAGAUGGAGUCAUUGCUGGUGUUGUUAGUGUGCGUUACCCAGGUGUUGUCUAUGUUGAUGGUGAGGCCAUUCUUGGCAGAUGUUUUUGCGAGCAGGUUUGUCUUUGCUUGCAUUUGUGGGUGGAUCAUGUUAAGGCUGUGUCAUCUGCAAAGUCCAGAUCAUGUAGCUGGAACCACACCAUCCACUGUAUUCUCUUGAUCUUCUCAUGAUCCAGUCCAGUAAAAGGAGGAAGAGCAAGGCGGGCAGCAGGCAGUCUGUCUGAUGCCAGUGGCCAUGGAAUAGGUUCUGUGAGGCCGCCAUUGUGCACUACUCAACAUGAUGAGUGCUUUUGGAAAUCACGAGUUUGAUAAUGGAGUGGAGGGACUCAUGAGACCGUUUUUGGAGCAGAUCAAUUUUAUGGUUCUCAGCGCUAACAUCAAAACAGACAGAACUCUGGCUUCAACUUUUGGCAGCUCUUAUUUACCUCAUGAGAUCCUUACUGUUGGCAGCGAGAAGGUGGGAGUGAUUGGAUACACAACACAGGAGACUCCUGUAAUUUCUCAGCCUGACCACACCUGCAGUUCGAGAACGAGGUGACUGCUGUGCGGCUGCAGGUGGAGGAACUGCAGAAGCAGGGAGUCAAUAAGAUCAUCGCCCUGGGUCACGCAGGCAUUGAUGUGGAUAAGGAGAUCGCCAAGAAGGUCAGCG